CCCGGCCGGCCCGGCAUGUAGAGAGACGGCGCGAUGUCGGCUCGGCGCUGCUGGCGGCUGGCGACGGCCGCCCUCCUCCUGCUCACGGCUGGCUCUGGACGCGUCCUCGGCGCCGACUCCGCUCAGAAGAAUGGCGGCAACCUAUCUGCAAUUCUGGAUUCUCUCCAUCAGGGCUAUGACAAGAGACUAAGGCCUAACUAUGGAGGCACGGCAGUGGACGUGGGAAUCACCAUGCAUCUUGUCAGUAUUUCGUCAUUGUCUGAAGUCCGAAUGGAUUUCACCAGCGACUUCUUUUUCCGGCAAUUUUGGCAAGACCCUCGGCUUGGCUUUAAAGCCCAGGAAGGCCUGUCCAUGCUCAGCAUCGGGUCUGAAUACCUCAAGAACCUGUGGGUACCUGAUACAUAUUUCCCCAACGAGAAAACUAGCUACUACCAUCUGGCUACCACGUCCAACGAGUUCCUCAGAAUAUACCCAACAGGCGAUAUCUUGAGGAGCAUCAGGCUGACCAUCACGGCGUCGUGCCCGAUGAACCUGAUGUACUUCCCAAUGGACCGGCAGCUGUGCGAACUUCAGAUCGAGUCGUUUGGCUACACGACAGCUGAGAUCGAGUAUAUCUGGAAGGACGGGACUGACUCGGUUAAAGUGGAGAGUGGCGUCUCGCUGGCCCAGUUCAAAAUAAUCGGUCACAGACAGAGGACGAUUUUGUUUCAAACUUCUACAGGAAACUACUCCCGACUGGCUCUGCAAAUUCAGUUCGAACGCUCCAUGGGCUACUACCUGAUCCAGAUGUAUGUGCCGUCGAGCCUCAUCGUCAUUAUAUCGUGGGUGAGUUUUUGGCUGAACCGGAACGCCACGCCGGCGCGGGUGUCGCUCGGGGUGACCACCGUGCUCACCAUGACCACCCUCAUGUCGUCCACCAACGCGGCCCUGCCCAAGAUCUCUUACAUCAAGGCCAUCGACGUCUACAUGGGCACCUGCUUCGUGAUGGUGUUUGCCUCAUUGCUGGAGUACGCCUACGUGGGCUACAUCGCCAAGCGGAUCGGCAUGCGGCGAAGUCGGCUGAUGGCCAUCCAGAAGAUGGCGCUGGAGAAGAUGCAGCGGGACGUGCGGGACCACUCGUCGAUGGUCAUGACGUCCGACGAGCACGCGCCCAAGUCGGCAAUGAACACGCUGCGGCGAGGUCAUUCCGGCCACGGUGCUCACCACGGGGGUCACACGGGUCACUCAUAUCAAUGCACCAUGCAGCCCUGCCCGGACCACCGAGAGCAGCACACCUGCGAGGUUCGGUUCAAGGUACAUGACCCGAAAGCCCACUCUAAGGGGUGCAUUCUCGAGAACACCCUAAACGGGGGCAGGCCCGAUGAGGAAGCGGCCAACAUGACUUCUCUAAUGAAGAGCAAGAAAGUCAACAAACUCUUGGGCUGUAGUCCAUCGGACGUGGACAAGUACUCCCGCAUCGUGUUCCCCGUGACCUUCAUCUGCUUCAACCUCAUGUACUGGAUCAUCUACCUGCACGUCAGCGACAAGGUGGCUGAGGACCUGGUGCCGUUCGUCAAGAAGUGAUCUCGAACACCCGCACGCCCUGGAGGCCAAUCAGCACGGUCACUGUCCCUCACACCGGCACCCGAGUGUUCGCACCGGCGAGGGCGGGCGCUGCGUCAACGAAUCGGUCGGUGUUUUUAUAAGUAUUUUUGUAUAGACUCACCAGCAUUCGGGCCUGCAAGCGUCGGCGCAUCGCAAACACCGAAGUUGUGCGCGCUGGGGCGCCGCCGGCCUCCAGACUGGCUCUGGAUGGAAGCCGAGGAGCGGCCGCUGCGGCGGCGGCGAGCUGGCGGGCGGGCGGAAGACCCCGCCGUGCGCUGCACCCCGUACCAGCGGCGCUGGGAGGCGCACCGUUCGCGACGGGUUGACGACGACAGACUCCUGGGCCACCCCUGCAUCACCGGUCGGGGUCGAUUAGGGCGUUGCUGGCGGCCCAGCACGGCGUGUGGCUUGCACGUUCCAGCUGAGCACUGCUCAAACGAGCUAGACAAUCUAGCCUCCGCGGUGAGGACAACGGUGCGGGUUCGCUCGCACGCCGUCAGCGAACUGGAAUCCACAGUGCUCCUGUCCUUUUCUAACUUACUUACUUUUGCUGAUGAGUCGUUUACCGGCUACACUGUGCGUACGUGUCUGACCCAUAUUGGCGUGACUUUUGUCAGCACACCAAGCGGAAGCUUUGAGAACUGAGCUCGCUGCUCGACGUGGACGAAUCCAUUCACGAAUUUGCUCAAGAGGGGAAGACUGUGCCGCUAAGGAUGGACGCAUGCUGCCGAUGGGGAUUGAAGAACGGGGUCGCUUGUGGAAGGUGCCAGCAAUAAGAUGCUCUCUUUUCAUCUUGUCUGGAGUGUUUCCGCGCGAUCUUUGCAGCGGCGCUGUGCGAGUGAUAUGUUUUGUACUACUGCAGCUUGGCACUGAUCUGGGCGAACCAUUCGAAGCUAACAGCACAGCUGCUAUGUAAAUUUGGUUGCAAAUGGACGAUGCGAAUCGGAGAUGUGUGCGUGUGAUGUGGAGAAAAACACCGACUCUGGUCUGAGCUUUGCGUUAGAUGGAAGUAGACAUGCCAGCUUAGUGUGCACCAUGGAGAAGUCGGGAUACAACAUGUGAAAUGCUCUAACGUGCUAUAUUCGCUGUUACUGAGACGCUGAAUAAAUUAGGGGAUAAGGGGAAAGUUGUUCCACGACUUGUGCCAUUUAAAAGAUGCUACUGUCGCCAGUUAGAAAAAAAUGGGGUUGCCUUCUGAUCACUGGACAACAUUGUGAAUUAUAAGAUAUCGCGCUGAUAAUUCGAGCUGUACAACAGCCAGCGAUACCAGGAAGCGAACAAUUUAUAUGGGCAUGUGAUGCUUCAUGCGGUGACCUCUUGACAAUUUACACAGAACGCUUUACAGAAGGCAUUUGCAUUCGUCUUGGUAUACAUGAAUAAAGAAUUAAUUUCUGCA
This is a messenger RNA of Pollicipes pollicipes, 2980 nucleotides long. RefSeq names its product Resistant to dieldrin (gene Rdl). Gene Ontology annotation, molecular function: GABA-A receptor activity; extracellular ligand-gated monoatomic ion channel activity. Gene Ontology annotation, biological process: monoatomic ion transmembrane transport. NCBI's taxonomy places the organism in Eukaryota, Metazoa, Arthropoda, Thecostraca, Pollicipedomorpha, Pollicipedidae. Bases 34 to 1563 code for a protein of 509 amino acids. The transcript is spliced from 12 exons. Gene Ontology annotation, cellular component: membrane. The record is from RefSeq and is a predicted model, not a curated record.